Molecule: messenger RNA, 2509 nt
Organism: Bursaphelenchus xylophilus (pine wood nematode)
Lineage: Eukaryota; Metazoa; Nematoda; Chromadorea; Rhabditida; Aphelenchoididae
Source: the annotation of a GenBank genome assembly
AUGGACCUAAAACCCUCCCUAACAACGUUACGAAAUUCUAGUGGUUUUCCGGUAAGAAAAGCAACAGUUUGCAUAUCAAUCGAAAGAGGAACAAUCAGGCUGCCUGAAAAUACCCAAUUCAGAGAGUUUCCGAGUCGGCUUUCCAGAAAUAAGCCCCAUCUUUUUUCUCCGGGGUUUGGUAUCGCAACGUUAUCGUACUUUCUAAAUAUUGGGCUGGUUUUUUUUCAUUACUUCCGUAAUUUUUCCGAAUCACAACUUCUCUUUUCUACAUGAUCACAGUAUUGGAUUAAUUAUGUUUUUUUCAGAAGAUGAACAUAAUACUAACACUCUUUCUCCUCGCAUCAGCAGUGUGCGCCAAGAAGAUUUUGAUCAUCCAGGAUGCCGUUGGGAAAAGUCACAUGCAAUUCAGCGGCACCUUGACGGACAAAUUGGUUGACCGAGGGCACGUUGUGGUAAGUGCUGUUAGAUCUUUCUUUAUUUUUAUUUUUAUUUUUUUUUUUUUUUUGCUUUUUAGUUUAUCCCAUCUCUUUUUAGGACAAACUUGUCUUCCGAUGGAACCCGCUGGUCACCAUGAACGGAACAAAAAAAGCCCGUCGAAUCAUCGAUGUUGUUGACCAUGACACCCCUUAUGGCCGAGUCGCUCAUCUUGCAGAUCCCUUUGCUCACAACCCCAAAGAUGGAUUCAAAACAUUCGCUGACACUCGGCUCCUCUUUUGCGAGCGAACCCUCGAAAACAAAGCGUUGGUGGAGGAUUUGAGGGCCGAAAAUUACGAUUUGGCCAUGGUGACCCCAUUCGAAGGCUGUGGAUUGGCGUUGACGCACAUUUUGGGGAUCAAAUCCCGGGCGGUUUUUGUGGCCACGUCAAGCGCGGACUAUGUGUUUGAGGGAUUGGGAAUUCCCACUCCGCCAAGCUACAUAUCUUGUAAGUUGCAUUAGUUGUUUUUGUGCCGUGGGGGGCCUGAUCCAGUGGCAAAAACGUACCAUUUUGCAUCCGGGAAGUAUCAAAAAAUGUAGAAAAAUACCUCCCUCUUCAAGUGAAAAGACUCCGAUUUCAAAAGGGUGCCCGCUUUUUUUAUUAUGAGAUUUUUUAUAGCUUCAACUCGGAGUUUUUGUAGUUGGUCCGUCACUAUAAUAUAAAUUGUUAAUCUAUCAGUACUUAUCAUUCUUUUUCAGACGUUUUCGAGCCAGUUUCCCCCGGCAAAAAACUAACUUUCUCUGAACGGCUCAGCAAUUACGUCAAAUGGUUCCAAAAGAACGAUCCUCAAGGAUUUUGGUCCAAGUAUCGGAACCUUGAAGACCCUGUGGUUCAAAAGUAUUAUCCUGGAACCCCGAAAUACACUGAACUGUUCAAAAGCGUCUCCUAUGUGUUUUUGAAUAUGAACGAGCUACUGGAUAUUGGGCAGCCGAUUUCGUCAAAGGUCAAGUUCAUUGGGGGAAUUCAUGUGGAAGAUGGGCUGAAAAAGAAGACAAAGGAGCUUCCUCAGGUAAAAUACGAGACUUUUUUUUAGUUUUGAAUCUUAUUUCUUAUACUUUUGGUUCUAAAAGUUAUAUUAUUAGUUCUAAAAAUCCUUUUCUUUCAGGAAUACGAAGAGAUUUUGUCCUCAGGCCCUAAGGGAACCGUGAUUUUCUCGCUUGGAUCUCAAGUCGACAUGAAUCUCGUCCCAAUGGAGAUAAAGAAGGCCCUAGUGAAGGCGUUUUCUCAUUUCUCGGAUUACAGCUUCAUCUGGAAGCAUGAAAACCCAGGAGUGGCGUCAAUGGUAAAUUCGACUAACAUCUUCUUCAAGAAAUGGAUUCCACAAAAGGAGUUGUUGGGUAAGUUUUUUUUCUAGUGUCACAUAAGGUUGACCCUUGGUUUUUGCUGAAGUUUUGCAUAGAUUUAGAAUAGGGUGUCUAUGUUUUAAUCUAAAAGCUUUGACGGGCAAAAUUCGCUGCUGUUCGGAUAGAAUCGGACAUAAAAUUGCAAUCAUUGACAGCUUAAUUUCCCCAUUUUUCAGCCGACCCACGGAUCCGUUGUUUCAUCACCCAUAUGGGUCUCAACUCCUACCUUGAACUCGCCUAUUCCGGAGUUCCAACCGUCAUGCUCCCCCUCUUCGCCGACCAAGAGUUCAAUGCUGGCGUGGCCGAGAGGAAAGGCCUCGGAGUUCACGUCAAGAAGACCAAGAUCACCUAUCAAAGCCUGCUUCAAGCCCUCCACAAGGUCCUUAACGAUCCCUCUUUCAACGAAAACGCCAAAGUUUACGCCGAAAUGCUGAGAAAUCAACCGGACAAACCGAGCGAAACCUUUGUCCGAUACGUCGAAUACGCUGCGGAGUAUCCGGCGUUGGCGGAAGUGAUCUCAUUGCCUUCAACUGAACUGAGCUUUUGGGUGUUCAACUCAUACGAUGUACUCGCAUUCUUCGCUGGAUGUGUGCUUUUUGCGGCUGUUUUGGCAGCAUUGACGUUGCGUGUCGCAUUUCGGUGGCUUUCUCAAUAUCGUAUCCUUAGGGAAUCCAAGAAAAAAGUAGAAUAG